Molecule: messenger RNA, 4079 nt
Organism: Triplophysa dalaica
Lineage: Eukaryota; Metazoa; Chordata; Actinopteri; Cypriniformes; Nemacheilidae
Gene: cldn35
Product: claudin 35
Exons: 1
Coding region: 2438-3124 (228 amino acids)
Biological process (GO): bicellular tight junction assembly; cell adhesion
Cellular component (GO): plasma membrane; bicellular tight junction
Molecular function (GO): structural molecule activity
Source: RefSeq, a predicted model, not a curated record
UCCCCCUCUUGUCAUUUCUAAACCUGUAUAACUUUCUUCAGCUGAACACAAAGAGAUUUAGAAAAAUGUCAAUAAUCUAAAGUGAAUGCGUUGCAUUGGUUUUGUGUGCAUACAAUAGAGGUGAAUGAGUACUGUCGUUGUUUAAAAAUCUUUUGUGUUCUGCAAAAAAACAAAGCAAGUCAUACCCUCUUGACAUAUCAAUCCAGUGAGUAAAUUAUGACCGCAUUUUAAUUUUUGGGUGAACUAUCCAUUUAAAUAUUGUUUGGACAUUGAUGCCACUGCAUCAAAACUGAUGUUGUUUUCCCACUAGAUGGCAACACUUCCAAAGGUCUACAAGUUAACAACUCUGUGUUCAGAAGUAUACCAGCUGCAAUAGUUUUUUGGGUUUUCAUUAAACAAGUUAUAUCCUACAAGUGUAGUUUUCAUAGAAACAAAGCACGCGUUUCAUUCUGGAGUAAAAUAUAAAUUACUUUUGUGAAAUGUGAUCAUUUGAAAAGCACCAAAAUAUUGGAUAUUACCUGUUGAUAACACAUAAGACUUUAAACACAUCUGUGCAAAUGCUAUUUUCUGAUACAGUUGUGUAGAGAUUCUAUGUACCUUCAGUCUGCCCUCUAUUUUAUGCCCCUUCUGUCAUUUACUCUGUCCUGUCGUCAUGACCACUGUUGCCAUGGAGAAGCAGCAACAAAAGGAAACGUAAUCCAGAUAUCUUGCACCCAUAAUAUUUAAUUCAUACGCAUAGACACCAACGUCUCCAGGUUAUAAAGCGGGAUGACAUCUUUUUUUUAAUGAAGAAAUUGAAAACUUGACUAAUUUCCAUGUUUUUAAUUUAAUAUGCACCUAUAAUAAUCCUGCAAAGUAACAUAGUAUUGCUGUAAACUGAUGCAUACCUCCCGCAUCACAGCCAUUACAAGGACAGUUCACCCCAAAAAUGAAAAUUCUUUCAUCAUUUACACAACCUCAUGUUAUGGCAAAUCUUACAUUUCUUUAAUCUCGAAACACAAAAUAUGUGGUGAAGAACGUCGGUCACCAAACACACUGGUCCUCAUUGACUUUCAUUGUGUGGACACAUUGAGACAUUUCUAAAAACAUUCUUUUGUGUUCAACAUGAGGUUGAGUAAAUCACAGAAAUUUUAUUUUUGAGUGAACUAUCCAUUUAAACUCACAAUAUAGAGAUUUAUAUUAAUAAGAAAUUUAUUGGUGUACAGUUGCAAUGUGGAUUCAUUCUUGGCACCCUCAUACAGGACCACAAAAGCAAACAGCCUUGACCAGCUUCUCUUUGAAAGCAGUUUUCUGUCAAAACUAACGUAAGCGUAAGCAUUUUUAGAAGCGGCUAUUUAAAAGAAUUGACCAUUUUUAAGCCCCAUUGUUAAGGGCCCCUAGAUUGUUUUGUGUAAAUUGAUCCUCGAACAGACACCACGCUCGCCCUCCCUCCCCUCUCUCUCUCCCUGUCUCUCUCUAUACACUGUUAUUUGCUUUCUUUUCAAGAUGAGACUGGCUUCGUGGGACCUUCUCUGAUUCAGGCCGGCACACUUGAAAUACCUAUAAGUGUUUCGGCCGCCAAUGGGUGAUCAGCGCUCCGACUGCAAAUAACCAACCACUGAAGGUUUUAUUGCAGAGGAGAAGAGGAGACUGCUUUUGUCUUUCCUCAAGUGGCCUGAGGCACAGCACCCUUUUUGUGUUUCGACUGCUCUUGAUUCGACCCUCCUGCAGAUUUUUAACAUCACACACAGCCUAAAAGAAGACCCUUGGAUAUCUUUCUCACCGACACCACGUGGUGUCAUAUCUGACAAACUUUUUUGGCGUCCUCGAUGGGAUUUUUAAUUUAGCCGUAACUGAGAGAAUUACAAAGGCUUUUUACGUUUGUCUUGAUUUUGGAUACAUUUUUUGACAUAUUGUUCCUUUUUCGUCUUUGGAGGUAAUCCAUCUCGGACAGCAACGGCAUCCAUGUUACAGUAUCAAAUUUAAUCCGGGUGACCCAUUUUGGGAAGGCAACACCAACAUAAGAGACGUAUGUCCCAGAGAUAGGAGUAGAUCUUUCUUUACCAAGAAGAGAACGAGAAGCAAGCAGCGUCUGUGGAUGUAGGACGUAGGUGGUGGAAAUUUAGAAGUUCAGUCAGUUCCAUGUGGCUGAGCUGAGAAAAUUGCCAGGAGUUUUCGGGAUUGCUUAACUAUUCAUCACCUCACAGAAAGACGAGAGGAAAGUGAACGCAACAGUCUGAGGACGCAAACAGGGACGCCCUAUAAUGCGGCCAAACGAAACAUUGUUUUGAGAAAAGGACCAAAAAGCUUUUCCAGGAGUAAGUAGAGGUUCGGCAAUCGUGCCAGCCUCUGUAAGCCGAGAAGAGGGAGAGAAUUAUCCAUAGUAGGACCUUCUCUAAGCGGAAAGGUGUCGUCGAGGUUGUGGCCCGAGGAGGCGUGGUAUUCAGAGGGGGGCAGUAUGGUGAACACUGGAAUGCAACUGAUCAGCUUUACCUGUGCUGUGACAGGAUGGAUAAUGGCUAUAGCGGUGACGGCGUUGCCCCAGUGGAAGGUCACAGCCUUCAUAGGCAGCAACAUCCUCACCUCAGAGAUCGUCUGGCAGGGAAUCUGGAUGAAUUGUAUCUAUCAGACCACCGGCCACAUGCAGUGCAAGACCUACGAUUCCAUGCUGGCUCUACCGCCUGAUAUACAGGCGGCACGGGCUCUCAUGUGCAUUGCCAUCUUCUUGGGCUGGUUGUCCUGCACCGUCUCUUGCUGUGGCAUGAAGUGCACCACCUGCGCCGGGGACGAUCGCCAUGCCAAGGCCGGCAUAGCUCUGUCCGGUGGGGUGCUCUUCAUCCUGACGGGACUGUGCGUCCUUGUGCCCGUAUCUUGGACAGCAAACAGUGUGGUGCAGGACUUCUACAAUCCCAAUGUUCCUCUGCAGAACAAGCGGGAGCUGGGUCAGGCCAUUUAUCUGGGAUGGGCGGCAGCCGUCAUUCUUAUGAUUAGUGGUGCGGUUCUGAGCAGCACCUGCCCGCACUUUGAGAGAGAAGGGUACAGACGGGGGUACAUGGGCCGUAGCUUUGCCAACUCAAGACCUUCUGCAUCCGAUCCUCCCAAGCCCAUCACCAACAGUUCCUUGCCUCUUAAGGAGUAUGUUUAGGGGGAAAUGAAAGCAGAUGUUCAUGAUUUAAAGCGGUAAGGAUGAAUAGGGAGACAUCUGCAGAGAAAUGUAAUUGGGAAUUAAAGGUGCACUCAGUAAAUGUUUUGUUUUGAUGGACUGAGACAUUUUUCUCACCUGUGCCACUUGAAGUCCAGUCAAUACCUUUCCUGCUUUUCCUGUCAUUACUUAAUAACUCUUUCUGUUUUGAUUUGGGGGAUUCCACACACAUUAUGAUGCAUAUUAUCACUUAGGCUAUUACAUUGUGUCUAAUAUGAAUAUUGUGUUUGUUGGUAUACUCUUUGGUUUGCUUGUUUAUUUAGAUGUUAAUGUAGUGCUUUAAAUAAUGGAAUAGUCUGAUAAACUCUUAAAGCUGAAGUGUGUCAGUCUCUGCUGAAGAAAAUGCAUUUCAGGGGUUCACCCAAUGUUAUCUCUCUACUUUAACAUAACAGAAUGCAUAAUUCAGCUUUAUAGAAAAUAAACUAGUCACACUGCAUGAUACAGCGGGUCAGUGAUCUCAACAUGGUGUUCCCCAAGGUCCAACUUUAUUUAGAACAAAACCCUUUUUGCAUCUCACUUGAAUGUACAUCAUUCUAAAUAUCUUAGAGAAGUAUUGUUGAUUCAGAGGUAAAACUUUUUAAAUGUGAAACAUACUGGGUACACCUUUAAUUUACAUUUGUUGUACACAAAGCUCUCUCCGUGUGUUAGAACUAUAGUAGUAUUGCAGUGGGUCCAAGAUUUUCAGCAUUGCUUGUUAGUCUCUUCGUAUUUUAUGCUCUCAUGAGAACUGUUGAUUAAUUUACGCUCCACUAUUUAUAUGAACCUUGUUUAAAGUUGUUUUGACCAUAUAUGUCUAAUUUAUUUUAAUUUGUCCAAUAGUAUUGACUUUAUACACCCAUUCUCACUGUUCUAUAAAAUAACUAGUCUUUAAUUGACAUCACAGCUCAGUGCUGUUGUC